Molecule: messenger RNA, 5058 nt
Organism: Castor canadensis (American beaver)
Lineage: Eukaryota; Metazoa; Chordata; Mammalia; Rodentia; Castoridae
Gene: Rfwd3
Product: ring finger and WD repeat domain 3
Biological process (GO): protein ubiquitination; interstrand cross-link repair
Cellular component (GO): nucleus
Molecular function (GO): ubiquitin-protein transferase activity; protein binding
Source: RefSeq, a predicted model, not a curated record
AGCGGUGGUUGGCGCCGGCGCGGUCGGGAGUUCGUCUGAGGUAGCGACUGUGAGUGCUGCGGUCUCGCAAGUCGGGCCGCGUCCUUUCAGCUUCAGUUAUGACUCAUGAAGCAAUGGACUAUGAUCUUCAAGUGCAGUUAGAUGGUGCUACAGAACAACUUGCUCCUGCUGAAGUGGUCAGCAACCAAGGGGGGCCACCUUUGCUCCAGCUUGGUCCUGCUGAAGUGAUUAAUAACCAAGGGGGGCCACCCCCGCUCCAGCCUGCUUCUGCUGAAGUGAUCAGUAGCCAAGGGGGACCACCCCUGCUCCAGCCUAUGACUCCUGAAGUGUUCAACAACCAAGGGGGACCACCCCUGUUCCAGCCUGCUCCUCCUGAAGUGGUCAACAGUCAAGGAGAACCAUCCCUGCUCCAGCCUGCUCCACUGGUGUCCAUUGACCAGGUUGAGGAAGUAGAGCUCUCAGAAGAAAAUAGGGAGAACAGCAAUCCAGGAGCUUCAGAGGAGCAUACGCAGAGAUCUGGUGCUAACCACUCUGUCCAAGCAUCUUCGUUGGAUUCAAUGAACAGCUUCAUCAGUGGACUGCAGAGACUUCAUGGCAUGUUGGAAUUUCUGAGACCUCUACCUUCAAACCACAAUGUGGGUCCAGUGAGAGCAAGGAGGAGGAGGGAGUCUGCUUCACAUAGGACAAGAGCUGGAGGGUCUCAGAGGACAGAUAGUGCCAGGUUGAGAGCACCGCUAGAUGCUUACUUUCAGGUGAGCAGGACCCAGCCUCACUUGCCAACCACCUCUUAUGAUUCAGAAGCUAGGAAUCCUGUGUCCGAAGAUUUGCAGGUGUCAAGUAGUUCUGAUUCUGACAGUGGAAGCUCUGCUGAGUCUGAAGAGGUUGUUGCCCAGGCAGAGGAACCCAGAACUGUCAGUUCAGAAGUAGUGCCACAAGGAGUUACUACAGCAGAGCAAGAAGUGACAUGUGUUAGCGAAGACAAGACCCUCUCCAAACAGCAGUCUCCCCAGAAACCCAGCUCACCUCUAACUUCUGCUUCUGUGGAUGAUGAAGAAGGGGAUACUUGCACGAUAUGUUUGGAACAGUGGACCAAUGCUGGGGAACACCGGCUCUCAGCAUUACGCUGUGGGCACCUCUUUGGCUAUAAAUGCAUUUCUAAAUGGCUCAAAGGACAGGCACGAAAAUGCCCCCAGUGCAACAAGAAAGCCAAACAUAAUGACAUUGUUGUCCUUUAUGCCCGAACCCUGAGAGCUUUGGAUACUAGUGAACAGGAACGUAUAAAAAGUGACUUACUAAAGGAGCAAACACUCAGGAAGAAGGCAGAGUUAGAAUCUGCACAGUGCCGCCUCCAACUUCAGGUCCUCACUGAUGAAUGCACUAAACUUCAUAGCCGUGUCCAGGACUUGCAAAAACUUAUUGUACAGCAUCGGGAUCAGGUUUUACAGCGCUCUAGGUGCCCCCAUGUACAUUUCUUAAACUGCCUGCCCUCCAGUCAGAAGCAGCAUAAAUACCACUUCCAAAAGACCUUCACAGUGUCUCAGACAGGAAAUUGCCGAAUCAUGGCAUAUUGUGAUGAUAUGAGCUGCCUGGUGGUAUCACAGCCUUCUCCUCAGGCUUCCUUCCUUCCAGGCUUUGGUGUUAAGAUGUUGAGUACUGCCAAUAUGAAAAGCAGUCAGUACAUUCCGAUGCAUAGCAAACAGAUCCGUGGACUGGCUUUCAGCAGCCGAUCCAAAGGCUUGCUGCUAUCUGCCUCCCUAGACAACACUGUUAAACUGACCAGUCUAGAGACAAAUACUGUGGUCCAAACUUACAAUACUGGACGUCCUGUCUGGAGCUGUUGCUGGUGUCUUGAUGAAAACAAUUAUGUCUAUGCUGGACUGGCCAAUGGUUCAAUUCUGGUGUAUGACCUACGAAACACAAGCUGUCAUAUGCAGGAGUUAGUACCUCAGAAAGCCAGAUGCCCACUGGUAUCCCUGUCCUACAUGCCCAGAGCUGCCUCAGCUGCAUUUCCACACGGUGGGGUGCUGGCUGGUACCUUAGAGAAUGCAUCCUUCUGGGAGCUGAAAGUGGAUUUUUCUCACUGGCCUCAUGUGCUACCUUUGGAACCAGGGGGCUAUGUAGACUUUCAGACAGAGAGCAGUACUCGACACUGUCUUGUGAGCUAUAGGCCUGAUAAAAACCACAACACCGUACGAAGUGUGCUGAUGGAGAUGUCCUAUAAAUUGGAUGAUGCUAGAAACCCUGUCUGUACCUGCCAUCCUGUGCAAACAUUCCUUGGGGGACCCACCUGCAAACUAUUGACCAAAAAUGCCAUUUUCCAAAGUCCAGAGAAUGAUGGCAGCAUCCUGGUGUGUACUGGGGAUGAAGCAACAAAUUCUGCCAUGCUGUGGGAUGCUGGCAGUGGCUCAUUGCUACAGGACCUGAAGGCUGAUCAGCCUGUCUUAGACAUCUGUCCAUUUGAGGUGAACCAUAACAGCUACUUGGCUACUUUAACUGAGAAGAUUGUCAAUAUCUAUAAGUGGGAGUGAAGAUGGUCUUGAGACCUUUCAGACAUGCUGCUAGUUAACAUUAAAUGUUUGUUAGCACUUAGCAGGCUAGAGCUGUUGGGGUCGUGGUUCAUUUGUGUUAGUGUGGUUCUAGGACUUUAGGUCAUUGAGACACUACAGAUUGUUAAGAGUGGAUCAUCUAUAUUCAUUCUCAGGUUAAAAGCCUUCCUGAAUCUUUGCUGUGAUUUUUAUUUUCUAUCUAAGGUCUGCUGAACCUUAGAGGGUUCUCUCAGCAAUCAUUUAGGGUAUGAGUGUGCACCAUACAUUUUCUAGGUGAUAUGACACCCACCUGAGUUGUCAGUUGGGCUAAUUGGCUUGAAAGGGAUCUGCUUAGUUGCGGUGUGAAUGCAGAAGUCUUUCUCUGUUGAACACAAGGGGGCACUAUAGAACCUUUUGGGGUUUGAGUUAUUUCUGAGUUUGAAGGCUCGUAACCAACGUUAGUAACAGUCCCACCCCCUACCGGAAGUGUGUUGUAAGUAAACAUUUUUUGUGCUUUGUGGCAACAGCAGUUGUGUUCCAAGUGCACAAUUCUAGGAUGUUGCAUGUUGGCAAGCCCAGUGAUGGAGGUGGAUGGUAAGCUAUAGAGCCUUAGCUAAUGCCCAGUUUGUAGCAUUGUGAGAGUUAAGGAAAGGAAUUGGUUUUUUGAGCAAUGGCGAAGAUUCAUUUUUUUUCUAACUUGCUUAGGAUCUCAGGGUUGGUUUUACCUAAGCCAGUGUUCUAAAGAAUAAUCACUUUUUCCUUCCUAUUAGGAAAAGAUGAAUGGCAUUUCAAAGCUUUUACUUAAGUUUCCUCUAAUAUCAGAGAUCAGGAGCAAGGGACUAAAUAAGAGCUUAUAGAAAAGAAGCUGUGCAGACUGCUUAAGAGAAGAGGGGAAAAGUUGGUCUCCCAUUUUGAUAAAAUUCCUGUCUUAAUAAAGCCAAUCCCUUGAAAUUAGGAGCUGUUCUUAACCAUUUCAGAUUCCCAUGUAAAAGCUUCCCUCUGUGCAACUGAUGUUUGAUUUUAAGUACUUCUGAUUUGCCUAACAUUUUCUUAAAUGUUGUAAGUAAAAUGGCUAUUCUCAAGAAGAUGUGUAUCUGCUAUGUCCAUUAAAAGAGUGUGACUGGUCCACUAUGGAGCACCAGUCCUCUUGGAGUCCUUUGAAUAACAGGAAGGCACCUACUAAAUUUUAUUCCAAUCCUGGAUUACCCAACACUGAGAGUUACACUUCCCUCCAAUAAAGAGCUUAGUUUCUGUUUGUCUACUCUGUCUCAGACUAUUCUGGUAAACCACUGUCUACCAGAUAUGCCUCAAAGUAUGGGCAAGUCAGUGUUCUUGGCUGACAGCGUGAUUUUCUUAAGUAAUUGUUGGUAAGGUAUAUUGUCCUUUCUAUAAAACAGCUGUGAUCUAUCAACUCCUGUGCUGUUUCCAGGAUCUUUCUUACAAGCAAGGGAUUGUUAAAGUAGAUUUCCCCAGAGUUCCAAGUUCUAGCUAUGCCUUUUAAUGAAACCUGUUUGAGGAUAUUUUAUUUUUGGAGAUUCUUUCAAAAUGCCAGCUUCCACAGCCUGGGAAAAGCCCCCUUUUUCAGAGGAGAUUUUUUUUUUGAUAUGUUGAUGACUAAGAAUGACUGCCCCAGCCUAAAGCUUUAGAGACAGAAAAUUAUUCAAAUGAAAACAAAAGACUGUCUCAAAAAAAACAAAAAAGCAAAAUUUACCUGGCUUUAGCAGAUUGUCAUAGAAAGGAUGCUGGUGGGGCAAGGUUAGGGUUUGACUUGCCUUGAAGUAUACUUGAUGCUGAUUGAUUCCUUUCAGAGUAGUAACCAGGGGACUUCUUUUUUUAAACCAGGAAAAUUGGGUGAAUAUCAAGUCUUGCCAAUCCUUGAAUUUCUAUAGUAAGUUUGUAUUGUUGGGGGUAGGGGGGAGUGCUGAAGAUUGAACCCAGAGCCUCAUGCAUGCUAGGCAUGCACUCUUCCACUGAACUACAUCCCCAGCUCAAAUUUGUAUGUGUUUGGAAGGAAAAUCACAGGAUAAACUGAUUUCUCUAAAAAAAAAUCUCAGGCUGGGAAUGUAGCUUAGUGAUAGAGUGCUUGCCUAGCAUUCACAGGGGCUUGAUUUGAUCCCCAGCACUGGGAAAAAAAAUAAGAAGAAAAAAAUGUUUCCAUCUGGGCAUGGUAAUUCACAUCUGUUAAUUCCAGCACUCAGGAGGCAGGAGGAUUUUGGGUUUCAGGCCAGCCCAGGCUACUGAGACCCUGUCUCAAUAAACCAAAAAAGUAAAGAAAGUGUCCUCCCAGUCCCUACUCUCAUUUCCACUUGUGGGAGACUUCAUCUAUAGACCCAGAGUCUCCUGAGCACCACCAGAGACUUUGACCCACUGUUCCCUUACUCCUAUCUCCAAGGUUUUCCCAUUUUAGGGUAUAACAUUAAGCAAAUACAGAAUAUGUUAUUUUAUGUAUCCUUGCACCUGCUUUGAGAACAGGGCAAUGGGAUUUUUGUUUGUUCAUGCUCUGAGUUUUAAGGUUAAUAUGAAAAUAAAGAAU